This is a messenger RNA of Anolis carolinensis (green anole), 1554 nucleotides long. RefSeq names its product armadillo repeat-containing protein 12. The record is from RefSeq and is a predicted model, not a curated record. NCBI's taxonomy places the organism in Eukaryota, Metazoa, Chordata, Lepidosauria, Squamata, Anolidae. Bases 391 to 1494 code for a protein of 367 amino acids. The transcript has 8 exons. Gene Ontology annotation, cellular component: nucleus.
AAACCUUGAUCUUUCUCUCCCUCUCGGCCAAGACUCAGCCGCGCGGCUCCGGUGUUUACACGCACAAAGGCAGCAAAGCGAAGGGGAACCGGAGAGGUCAUCUAGAAGGGGCCCUUAUCCCCCCCGGAAAGGAUUACUACACUGUCAUCUUCUGAGGAAGCUGUGGUGGAAGAGCCUAGAAAGAUAGUUUUAGUGUUCAGAAGGUGGAAGAAGCAACAAGGGGAUCAACUAUUCUGGAUCUGAUCCUAACCAACACUGAGAACCUGGUAAAUGGAGUGGAAGUGGUGGAAUCCUUAGGUGGGAGCGGCCAUGUGAUACAGAGACAGAAGGCUUCCCAAUGGCACCAUCUGGGAUACAUUUAAAGAAGGAGUUCCUGUUGAGUACUACCCAAUGUCAUCUGCACUAGUGAAUGUUCCCGGGGAGCUCAGGAAACUCCUGGAGGCCCUCAGCCCAAAUCUUGAUGAUGAUUCUAAGAGGACAACACUUCAUAACAUCACUCAGUACAUCUAUCUGAAAGAAUCAGAGGCCAAUAUCUGUACCAACGAUGAUAUAAAACUGGUAGCAUCAUUCCUGGAUGAUGACAAUAAAGUCAUCAAAACAGAGGCACUGAAUGCCCUCAAAGCUUUCACUAUAAUUUGGAGGUUUAAAAUCAAAAUCCAGGAAUAUGUCCCCAAAGUUGCUGAGUUGGUAACAAAUACUUGGGACACCAAUCUGCAAGUAGCAGGGUUGAGGCUACUGAAUGGACUGCAUAUACCAGACAACACUCACCCAUUGAUGAGAAGACUGCUAUCAAAUUUCAUGGAUAUUCUGCUUAUGGCAAACACUUUGGCCAAGGUGCAAGUUCUCAAGUUUCUUAGCACAUUAGCCCAGGAAGAAGACCUUUUGUACGACAUCAUGAAUAGUCAGGCACCCCCUGAAUUCCUGAGCCUUUUCCAGCCUUCUUUACCUGGGAACCUACUUUGCGAGUUGUUAAUAUUUGUGGAGCGGCUUAGUGCUGGGCGCCUGUCCCCGCAGUACCAGUCAGUACAGUGGCAGUACAAUGACAACUCUCUCCAUGAAGUCAUCUUUGGGGACAACUCUCGCCUCUCUGACCGGUUACUGGCUCUCAUAAUUCAUCCGGAGGAAGAGGUACAGACUGAAGCCUGCAAAGUCAUCCUCAGCCUCCGACUCAACAAGGAAGAGAGCCGGGUUCUCAGUGGACCUCCCUUUGGGGCCAACAUCAGUGUUGGCCCCUUGGAAUCGACAGGAAUUAGCCAGGCCAACACCUCCAGCCUCAGCAACCACCCACUUAAUUCCAGAGCUUCCCACCCCUCUGAUACUGUGGGGAAUGAUGGCACCCACGAUGAGAGUGACCUCAGCUUUUACCCCCUUCAAACCUUGGAUGACACUGGCCACAGUUUCCACCCCAUGGACAGCGGACGGAUCGUUGAGGACAACUCCAGGAGCAACCUUCACCCAGUUGAUUGUUUGGACAAUGACAGUAGCAGCAUUUAAGAACUCAAUUUAUAGAGGGGGAAAGAAACUAAUAAAGAAAUUGGAAAAGAGAUGACAGAA